CUCAACACAAAUCAUAUAUGCUCUGCCUUCUGUCAAGCUUUCAAUGAAAGAUAAAUCAAUUGAUUGGGUCAGUUGAGGUGGAAGAAGAUAAGAGGGAAACCAACACAAGAAAGGGAGGAAAGGUCACAACGUAUGUUCGCUGGUUCGGAGGUUAGGUAAUACAGAAAAAAGAAGCUAAAGAAGCCCCAAUCUUUCUCUCGAUCGAUCUGUUCUCUCCCUCUCAAGAUGAAGACGAUGCUCUAGUUUAUCAUCAUCAGAUUGUAGGCUCAAUUACCAGGAAGAGAUUUAGCCAGAGAAGAAAGUUCGUGAUUAAUCAGGAAGGGAGUGGAAUUUGAAGGGAGAUCUUUUGGAGGAAAUACAACCUGUGAAGAAGUAACAGGAAAAUUUCGUGAUUGAUCUCGACAAUUCUCGCAUCCGAAAUGGACUUGACAAAUGGCUUGUAGUUCAAUUUCAAUCACAUAAAAAUCGCAUGCACAUGUAUUUUAAAUCUUUCGGAGAUGAUGUAGAGAGGGCUAGGAGAAAGCCUUAUAGAAAUGUUCGUCCUGGGGAUUGGCAAGCUAUAUGUGAAAAUUUCAUGACCCCGACAUUCCAGAAUAGGAGCGCUAUCAAUAAAGCAAACAAGGCAAAGAAUCUAACAAAUCACCGUGAUGGCUCAAAGCCAUUUGUCACACUUCGCUAUGAAAUGCGAAACAUGGAGACAGAAGAUGAACCAUACAUGGUGACAUUUUAUCACCGAACACACUGUAGGGAGGAUGGGACAUGGGUCACCCAACAUUGUCAGGGUCUCUAUGAUAAAAUGAUUCAUGAGGUCAAUCAACAAGAAAAUUCGGAUGGUGUAUCCAAUUCCUCUACACAGUUGACCCGUAACGAGAUUUACUUUCAAAUAGUUGGUUCAACAUUGUCGUAUGUUCGUGGGCUUGGUCAUGGGGAAAUGUCCACUGUUCUUUACGGGGAAGUCGUGAAGACGUUGUUGAUGCUAGGUGUAGUGCUGAUGAAGCAAAUCGAAGGGCUGAUGAGGCAACACAAAGGGCUGAAGAGGCAAAUCAAAGGGUUGAGGCAACAUAAUAGCGAUUGGGGGAUCAAAUCAACUUGUCCAAAGUAACAGAAGAGAGAAUGGGGGACCAAAUAAGCUCUUUGCAGGCUCAACUCACAUCUUUAACAGCAUUGGUGCAGCAAGCUCUAGGGGACUCGUUAACUAGGGAGGCUCAUCAUCUUGCUUAGUCCAUUAACUAUAUUUUUUGUUUCAUAUGGGCUCAGGAUAAACUCACUUUUGUACUUUUGGUUCUUACAUGGGAUUGGAUUUAUGGAUCUCCCAUCUUCCCAUUGUUGGCAAAUUGCAGGUAGCUGGGCUUAUUAGCUUUUUGACAUCUUUUUGUUGUAGACCCAGUGACUCAGUUGCAGUAGUGGUGGGUUGUCUUCAUCGGGCCGCCACGACAUCAUUUUUGUUUUUAACCUUUCUCCCCCGUCCGGACUCCAAAUUGAGUAAAAUUUUUUUUGAACUUGACUAAUUUGUCAUUGUAUUUCCAGUGGUGUGCUCGAUAGCACUUGAAUUCACUUUUUGAAAAAUGACCAUUUUUCCCUUA
Molecule: messenger RNA, 1583 nt
Organism: Cornus florida
Lineage: Eukaryota; Viridiplantae; Streptophyta; Magnoliopsida; Cornales; Cornaceae
Exons: 7
Coding region: 470-1102 (210 amino acids)
Source: RefSeq, a predicted model, not a curated record